This is a messenger RNA of Paralichthys olivaceus (Japanese flounder), 1338 nucleotides long. It is a transcript of the gene erlin2, whose product is annotated as ER lipid raft associated 2. The record is from RefSeq and is a predicted model, not a curated record. NCBI's taxonomy places the organism in Eukaryota, Metazoa, Chordata, Actinopteri, Pleuronectiformes, Paralichthyidae. Gene Ontology annotation, molecular function: cholesterol binding; ubiquitin protein ligase binding. Gene Ontology annotation, biological process: SREBP signaling pathway. Gene Ontology annotation, cellular component: endoplasmic reticulum membrane; endoplasmic reticulum.
GGGCGCUAAUGCGAUAAUCUGGCUGUUGAACGGUGACUCGGAGGAGGAGGAGAAGAAGAGUGUAGCGGGUGUGUGGAGUACCUGCUUCGUCUCGGUUCUUGGUUCGAUCUCAGAUUUCCAGGAUGGCACAGUGGGGUGCCAUAUUCUCAAUAAUUGUUGCUCUCGGAGGAGCAGCACUCUUGGCCUCCGUACACAAGAUCGAUGAGGGACACACUGGAGUUUACUACAGGGGAGGGGCUCUCCUAACUGUCACCAGUGGCCCUGGUUUCCAUCUUAUGCUUCCAUUUAUCACAACCUACAAGUCUGUUCAGACGACGCUGCAGACAGAUGAGGUGAAGAAUGUACCAUGUGGCACAAGUGGAGGAGUGAUGAUUUACUUUGACCGCAUAGAAGUGGUGAAUUAUCUUGUUCCAUCAGCAGUGUACGACAUAGUGAGGAACUUCACCGCAGACUAUGAUAAAGCUUUGAUUUUUAACAAGGUGCACCAUGAGCUCAACCAGUUCUGCAGUGUUCACUCGCUGCAGGAAGUCUACAUCGGCCUGUUUGACCAAAUUGAUGAAAACCUGAAGUUGACGCUACAAGAAGAUCUAACAAACAUGGCACCCGGACUAAUCAUACAGGCGGUGAGAGUGACAAAGCCCAACAUCCCAGAGAGCAUUCGCCGAAACUAUGAGCUAAUGGAGAGCGAGAAGACGAAGCUGUUAAUCUCUCAACAGACACAGAAGGUUGUGGAGAAAGAGGCAGAGACCGAAAGGAUCAAAGCUGUGAUAGAGGCUGAGAAAGUUGCACAAGUGGCAGAGAUCAAGUUUGGACAGAAAGUCAUGGAGAAGGAAACAGAGAAAAGGAUUUCUCAAAUUGAAGAUGGUGCUUUCCUGGCCCGGCAGAAAGCCAAGGCAGAUGCAGACUUCUAUUCAGCACAAAGAGCUGCCGAGGCCAAUAAGAUGAAGUUAACACCACAGUACCUGCAGCUAAUGAAGUACAAGGCCAUUGCAACCAACAGUAAGAUCUACUUUGGGAACGACAUACCACAGAUGUUUGUGGACUCUGGCUCUGCAGGGAGCUCCAUCAAGGUCUCUGCAGCCAUGGACAUUAUGGGUGAGCAGAUCCUGGACGUGGAUUAAGUAGUGGGACACACAUGACCACCCAGGGGUGGAGGACUGACUGUUGGAGAGCAGUAGCCUGGCCCACAGGCUGCCAGGUUCACCUUCUGGCCCAGAGAAGCUCUGCUGACAAGGGCCGGUAUUUCUCAAAUAUUUCAGAAUCACUGCUAGAAGCCAUGUUAAAAGUUCAUUAGAAAAUUGAAAGUUUGACUAUAAAUUAAAAUUCUUCUUCCUCAGA